ACAUCUAAACUCAGCUUUUCCUUAGUCUAGUUUGUUUCGUAAUCGUUGAAAACACGAGAGAUAUGGCCGGUUCUAGUACAGCUCCUCAAAUUAAGAAAAUAAAUGAUAAUGGUAACGGGCUAUUAUUAUACCAGUGUUAUCCUUCCUACUACUGCCAGAAGGUUGUGUUUGCUUUGCAAGAGAAGAAAUUAAAGUACAAAUCAAGAAUCAUAGAUUUAUAUCGAGGGGAACAACUAGAACCUUGGUUUCUAAAAAUUAAUCCCAAAGGAGAAGUUCCAGUACUUCAGGAUGGCGUGAAAAUCAUUCCAGAUUCAAGGAGAAUCAUAGAUUACAUUGAAGAUAAUUUUAGCAAUGGUAAUACACCUCGCCUUAUUCCUGAAAAAGGUAGUGUAAGUUAUCAAACUAUGGAGCGAAUGAGAGAUUUGCUAGAUAAUAUUCCAAUUGGACUUAUAACGUAUGGCUGCCUUUUCAAUACAUCUUUGACUGGCAUAAUAAAAAUGUCUGCUCCAGAAAUAAGAACACGUCAAGGCGCCUAUAAUAUGAUUGAAAAUUUAAUCAAUGAUUACAGUGAAAAAAAUACAGAUUUUAAGGACCUCUAUAGUGCUAAAAAGACUAACUUAGAAAAAAACCGUGCCAAUGCCAUGAAUGUUAGUGAGGUUGAAAAUGGACUAUUAGAUGUUGAAUAUGCUUUGAAAGAAGUGGAAAAAGUUCUCGCUAGUCAUGAGG
Molecule: messenger RNA, 726 nt
Organism: Parasteatoda tepidariorum (common house spider)
Lineage: Eukaryota; Metazoa; Arthropoda; Arachnida; Araneae; Theridiidae
Gene: Gdap1
Product: ganglioside induced differentiation associated protein 1
Biological process (GO): mitochondrial fission; mitochondrial fusion
Cellular component (GO): mitochondrial outer membrane
Source: RefSeq, a predicted model, not a curated record